Messenger RNA from Cornus florida, 2001 nucleotides. RefSeq names its product tRNA A64-2'-O-ribosylphosphate transferase. Gene Ontology annotation, molecular function: tRNA adenosine(64)-2'-O-ribosylphosphate transferase activity. Gene Ontology annotation, biological process: charged-tRNA amino acid modification. Lineage: Eukaryota; Viridiplantae; Streptophyta; Magnoliopsida; Cornales; Cornaceae. Gene Ontology annotation, cellular component: cytoplasm. The record is from RefSeq and is a predicted model, not a curated record. The coding region runs from base 124 to 1737 and encodes 537 amino acids. The transcript has 7 exons.
GGUCAUAGUGGAAAUACAUAAAGUUCACCAAAGGGACAAAGCCGAGCUAGUCUCGUCUGAGUACACACUGACUGAUUUUACAAUCGGUGAAACCCUAGAAAUCAAUCGAUCGUACGCUUGGCAAUGGAUGGGGGGAGGCCGGUGAGCAUAUACAAAGCUGCGAGAACGAUAAAACAGAAAGAGAACUCAUGUGUGUACAACUCACUCCGAUCAAUUUACGAGGACUCGAUCUUCGUCGGAGAGAUCGCACAGCUAUGGCCCCAACUACCACUCCUCGCCAACCUCCGAUGUGGUCUUUGGUACUCCUCCAAUUUCCACUCUACUUGCUAUUUCAAGUCCACCGACGGUCACACCAACAAUUGGUCCUUCAACACCUCCCGACUCAACCUCCACGUCGCCCUUCUCGCUGGACAGAAGGGAGGCUGCAUAAUUGUUGAUUCAACUCGGAAAGGGAAGAGGUUUCCAGACAGUAUGUCUAAGACAAUACCAAUUUGGACAUGUGUGUUGAAUCGAGCAAUUUUGAAUUAUGUGAACAUGCAUGGAGCUGGGAUGCCGAUGGAGGAGCUAGAUACUUCUGAUCCACUUGCUGAAAAUACUAAACAAGUCUCUCCUGAAUGGGAUUGUUCCUUGCAUCUACCCCUCUGGGUGCCUGAAACAGAGAAAGCAGCUAUUGAGGAUCACUUGGAAGGAUGGAUUAUGCAAUUGGAAGCUAGUGGAGCAGAUAUUGCCUCGCUUGCGUCUUCCUUGAAAAAGCCAUUACGGCCACUAUGGAUUUCACAAAAAACUGUCAUAUGGUUAAAUGAAGUGCCUGAAUGUGAUUCUUGGGACUUCACACCUAUCAUACUUGUUUCUGCCUCCUCCACAAGUGGCAUUCAUAAAAGGACUACUUCAGAAUUUAGCUGGAAUUAUAUACCAGGAGCUGGAGAUGAUGAAGAAAGUUGGACCAGGGGUUUAUCACCUAAGCUUUUCUGGAAUCAUGCCUAUGAUCUUAUAAAUUCAGGACCUCAUUUGUGUAACCAGAAAGUAGCUGAUAUUGUUGAAAAGGACAGGGUAUACCGUGCACAAAGAGGACAUAAUGCUCCUCAGCUAUCUGUCAAGCCUUCCAAGUUGUCAAGACACACUUGUCAUUAUUCUAUUGAAGUACCAUUAGACUUUGAGAUUUCAGGCAUCAAAAACAGUGGGAAGUCCUACAGUGACGGUUGCACUAUAUCUUUGUUGGGUUUAACAAGUCUUGCUGUUGGUGCAACUCAACAUGCUGUCAAUUAUUCUAAUGUCGAUAGCAUAUUGAACUGUGAUAAGGAGCCGAUCUCUGUCUGCCUCGAGAAUGCUGAAGCAUACUUGCACCUUCCAAUUGUGAGCUCAAAAUUGGACAGGUUCUCUCUGUUAAGAAAUCUCCCUUCCGCAGUGAAUUUUGCAAAGUUGAACCUAAGAAAAAGGAAUAAACUUCUAGUUUGCUGCAGUAAUGGAAUAUGGAGUCAUUGCAUUGUGUUUGCUCUGUUUACAGGAGAGGAUAUUAGUAUCUGUGUUUCUUUGGCAAUCUUGACAUCCUUGUUCAGUGAAGAAGGAUUAUUUGAUGAUGGGAAGUCCUUCAGUGAAAUAUGUAUUACUAAGUCGGAGAUGCGACGACGACUGGUAUUUAUCUGUAAAUAUGCCACAAAUGCCCGGCCCUCCAGAGGAAAUCUGAAGCAGGUUUUUUGUUUUCUUAAUAGUGGAAAUGUUAGUUUUGGGCAAACAUAAAAAGUACGCAUCUAGGGUUGUAACGUUGCCUGGGUAAUCUAUGUAAAGAAUAUUACUUCUAUUUCUACAUAUUCGUGAAUUUUGAGGAAAGAAGAAAGAAAAAGGAAAUUCCGAGUGUACAAAUAUAGUACGCCAGAAAAUUCGGUGUGUAUAAAUAUUGCAUGCCUUGGUUUGCGCAACUUUUUUUGUUUUGUUCUUCAUUUGUGAUAUCUUCUUCAUGUGUACAAUAAUAUGUACAAUAAAAUCACACGAGUUUGAUUGUUA